Messenger RNA from Salvelinus fontinalis (brook trout), 7151 nucleotides. RefSeq names its product protein kinase D3 (gene prkd3). Gene Ontology annotation, biological process: protein phosphorylation. The coding region runs from base 2606 to 5302 and encodes 898 amino acids. The record is from RefSeq and is a predicted model, not a curated record. The transcript is spliced from 18 exons. Lineage: Eukaryota; Metazoa; Chordata; Actinopteri; Salmoniformes; Salmonidae. Gene Ontology annotation, molecular function: ATP binding; protein serine/threonine kinase activity.
UGCACUACCUGAGCCACUUGUGUGGGUUGUAGACUCCGUCUCAUGCUACCACUAGAGUGAGAGCACCGCCAGCAUUCAAAAGUGACCAAAACAUCAGCCAGGAAGCAUAGGAACUGAGAAGUGGUCUGUGGUCCCCACCUGCAGAAUCACUCCUUUAUUGGGGGUGUCUUGCUAAUUGCCUAUAAUUUCCACCUUUUGUCUAUUCCAUUUGCACAACAGCAUGUGAAAUUUAUUGUCAAUCAGUGUUGCUUCUGUAACGGAUGUGAAAUGGCUAGCUAGUUAGCGGGUAAGCGCUAGUAGCGUUUCAAUCAGUUACGUCACUUGCUCUGAAACCUAGAUGUAGUGUUGCCCCUUGCUCUGCAAGGGCCGUGGCCUUUGUGGAGCGAUGGGUAACGAUGCUUCGUGGGCGACCGUUGUUGAUGUGUGCAGAGGGUCCGUGGUUCGCGCCCGUGUCGGGGCGAGGGGACGGUUUAAAGUUAUACUGUUACAUUGAUGCUGUUGACCCGGAUCACUGGUUGCUGCGGAAAAGGAGGAGGUUGAAAGGGGGGUGAGUGUAACGGAUGUGAAAUGGCUAGCUAGUUAGCGGGCACGCGCUAGUAGCGUUUCAAUCAGUUACGUCACUUGCUCUGAAACCUAGAUGUAGUGUUGCCCCUUGCUCUGCAAGGGCCGCGGCCUUUGUGGAGCGAUGGGUAACGAUGCUUCGUGGGUGACCGUUGUUGAUGUGUGCAGAGGGUCCCUGGUUCGCGCCCGUGUCGGGGCGAGGGGACGUACUGAAGUUAUACUGUUACACUUCCUAAGUGGACAGUUUGAUUUCACAGAAGUGUGAUUGACUUGGAGUUACAUUGUGUUGUUUAAGUGUUCCUUUUAUUUUUUUGAGCAGUGUAUAUAUAUAUAACCUUGUUCCAGAUUGUAGAAUUUGUAUAACCCCAAUUCAUUGUGAAGGGGAUGCAGGGUAAUAUGUGUGUGUGUGUGUGUGUAUAUGUUACAUCAUUAUGAAUUUUUUGUUAUUCGGGAACAUUGAUAAAAGUUAACGAAUGUGUUAUUGUGAAUUUAUUACACAUCUAUUGUCACGUUCUGACCUUAGUUCUUUUGUAUUUUCUUUGUUUUAGUAUGGUCAGGGCGUGAGUUGGGUGGGUUAUCUAUGUUUUGUGUUUCUAUGUGGGGUUUUUCGUUUGGCCUGAUAUGGUUCUCAAUCAGAGGCAGGUGUUAGUCAUUGUCUCUGAUUGGGAACCAUAUUUAGGUAGCCUGUUUUCUGUUGUGUUUUGUGGGUGGUUGUCUUCCGUGUCUGUGUGUUUCACGUUACGGGACUGUUUCGGUUUUCAUUUUGUUUCACUUUGUUAGUUUUGUAUUUUGUCGUAUUCAUUCUCAUUAAAAUACAUUAUGGAUACGUACCACGGUGCGCAUUGGUCCGACAUUUCUUACUCCUCGUCAGAUGAGGACGAAUUCCGUUACAUCUAUACAUUCAUAAUGUGUUGCCAGUUCCAUAUUUGGAAAUGAAACAAUAAGUAGCUGAUUGAUGCAUGUCACCAUCCUCUCCAAAACAAUAUUAGAGCAAACACUGCGACAGUGUAAAGAAUAAAGAAUGAUGACAUGUUUCUCCUUUGUCCGCAACUUAUUUUCAGAACUGAACCAAUCGAGGUCGUGUAACUUGUUUUUUUCCUGCAUCAGCCCGAAUAACGGAAAAGAUGUAGAUGAAAGAGGCAUGCGCAAUGUAAAGUGAACCUUUUAGAGACGCCAUUGCGUUUGUGAGAUUGUAGUUAGAAUAUUUCUCUUCACCGAUGGAAACCCAAUAAAGCAAAUAGGUGAUCGAACUCCAAGCCCCAGGAACCUUUCUCCUGUUUUUUUUCUGUCAGAAUAGGGGGAGAAGUCACAGCUGGGACGAUAAUAAAAUGCACAUGAAUUUACUAUCUGGCAACAACGAAUAGACUACAAGAGAAAGUUUCAAAAAGCGGAGAACUCGGUAAUGUGAGUCUUAGCGCGCGUUUAAACAUUUGUACAAAUGCAUGUGGUUACAUUGUUGCGCAUUUGUAUGAUUUAACGAUAAGGCAACUUGAAUCUUCGUUUUCUUCGAUUGUUGGAGUUUUUGGAGAAGUUUUUGCUGUCCACUGUCCAUGCAUCCAAUGUUGCCUUUUUCAGAAGGUGAAGAUAAUGUUUUCUGUGGUCAGGGCAGAUUUCUGACUCCAGUACUGUGAGGGGACACCAUUCAAGAACAUGACGUUUGGAAUGGUGACCGCCUCUUGCAGUGAGCGUUGGGGAAUCGAUCUACCACGUCCAGAGCAUCCACAGUGCAUACUGCACACAUCUCUUGCCUUGAAGAGUGAGCGGAGGCCAUUUAGAGCAAUCAAUAGGCUUUGCCCAUGAAUUGAUUGCCAGGUAUCGGUCUGAGAAGUCAAUGGGGAGGAAAGUUUGACUAUUGCUGUUGACUAACACUGCUCAUGAUACUUUGAAGACCUUGCAUUUCAUGUCUCCUAGAAUGAGUAUUGAGUGUUUCUUCAACGUAGUGUCUGUGCUUAGUGUUUCAGUGGUGCCUCAUUUAACAAGGCAUCACUGACAGUUCCAUUACUUUACAUUUUGCAUCAUCAUCUCUGCCAUUGGAAGAAACCCAAUGUCUGCCUGCAGCAGCUCAGCUCCUCCGUCCUUUCCUAAAGCCUACCUCCACUCACAACUCCCAGUCCUGCCUCCGACCCCCUCACCAUCGCCAAGCCCCCCAGCACCCCUCUACAGCCGCCUGUCCAACGGGAGUUACAGAAGUCACACUCACAGCGCUCCCAGCCCAACCAACUCCCGCAGCUCUUUCCAUGGAGUGUCCUUUCUCCUCCAGAUUGGCCUGACCAGAGAGAUGGUGAACCUGGAGAACCAUGACCUGUCGCUGUCUGCUGUCAAAGACCUGGUCUGCUCUAUAGUCGACCAAAAGUUCCCGGAGUGUGGCUUCUUUGGCAUGUAUGACAAGAUCCUGCUCUUCCGCCAUGAUCUGACCUCUGAGAACAUCCUCCAGAGGCUGACGUCAGCAGAAGAUAUACAUGAGGGAGAUCUGAUAGAGGUGGUGCUCUCUGCUUUAGCCACAGUAGAGGACUUCCAGAUCCGGCCCCAUGCCCUCUAUGUCCACUCAUACAAAGCCCCCACCUUCUGUGACUACUGUGGGGAGAUGCUAUGGGGACUCGUCCGGCAGGGGCUCAAAUGUGAAGGUUGUGGGCUGAACUACCACAAGCGCUGCGCCUUUAAGAUCCCCAACAACUGCAGUGGGGUGAGGAAGAGACGUCUGUCCAAUGUGUCCCUGCCGGGCCCUUCGCUCUCAGUCCCCCGGCCCCUCCCCGGUCCCACUGAACAUGCGGUGGUAGUCCCGGAGGAGCGCUGCCACCAGGAGGCAGGGAAGAGGAUCCUGUCGUGGAGUGGCCGGCCCAUCUGGAUGGAGAAGAUGGUGCUGGGGCGAGUCAAAGUGCCUCACACCUUCGCCAUCCACACCUACACGCGGCCAACCAUCUGCCAGUACUGCAAACGCCUGCUCAAGGGCCUCUUCCGCCAGGGCAUGCAGUGCAAAGAUUGUAAAUUCAAUUGCCAUAAGCGGUGUGCAUCAAAGGUACCAAGAGACUGCUUGGGCGAGGUUUCCUUCAAUGGAGAGCCUGCCAGCCCAGGGCCUGACUCUGACAGUACCAUGGAGGUGGACAGUAGUGAUGUGGAGAGCACUAGAGGACUACUGGAUGACUCUGACGAACCUUCAACCCCAGACGACAAGAUGUUCUAUAUGGACUCUCCUUUUCUGGACCGCGAGAAGGACGAGGAGACCAUCAAGACCAUCAGCCCAUCCACCAGCAGCAACAUCCCUCUGAUGCGGGUGGUCCAGUCCAUCAAACAGACCAAGAGGAGGAGCUCCACCAUGGUGAGGGAGGGCUGGAUGGUCCACUACACCAGCAGAGACAACCUGAGGAAGAGACACUACUGGAGGUUGGACACCAAGAGCCUCAGCCUGUUUCAGAACGACACUGGAGCCAAGUUCUAUAAGGAGAUCCCUCUCUCAGAGAUCCUGCAGGUGGAACAGUCAAGCGACUUCAGCAGCCUAGCCCAGAGCAGCAACCCACACUGCUUUGAAAUCAUCACCUCCACCAUGGUCUACUAUGUAGGGGAGAACCACGGGGUCCACUACAACAGCCCCACUUUGGCAGCUUCAGGCGUGGGCAUGGAGGUGGCCCAGGGCUGGGAGAAGGCCAUCCGGCAGGCCCUGAUGCCUGCCACGCCCCAGCCCAGUGUGGCCACCGCAGCCGGGCAGGGCAAGGACCACAAACAGGAGUUGUCUGUCAGCAUAUCUGUGUCGAACUGCCAGAUAAAGGAGAAUGUGGACAUCAGCUCGGUGUACCAGAUCUUCUCUGACGAGGUUCUAGGAUCUGGUCAGUUUGGGAUUGUGUAUGGAGGGAAACACAGAAAGACUGGAAGAGAUGUUGCCAUCAAGGUGAUUGACAAAAUGAGGUUCCCUACCAAGCAGGAGAGCCAACUGAGGAAUGAAGUGGCCAUUCUCCAGAACCUUCACCAUCCUGGCAUCGUCAACCUGGAGUGUAUGUUCGAGACGCCAGAGAGAGUGUUUGUUGUCAUGGAGAAGCUCCAUGGAGACAUGUUGGAGAUGAUCCUGUCCAGUGAGAAGAGCAAGCUCCCAGAACGCAUCACCAAGUUCCUGGUCACACAGAUCCUGGUGGCUUUGAGACAUCUGCAUUUCAAGAACAUCGUCCACUGUGACCUGAAGCCUGAGAACGUGCUGCUGGCCUCAGCAGAACCCUUCCCUCAGGUUAAACUGUGUGACUUUGGCUUUGCCCGUAUCAUUGGUGAGAAGUCGUUCAGGCGUUCGGUGGUGGGUACCCCAGCCUACCUGGCCCCAGAGGUGCUGCGUAGUAAGGGCUACAACCGCUCCUUGGACAUGUGGUCAGUGGGGGUCAUCAUUUACGUCAGCCUUAGUGGCACCUUCCCCUUCAACGAGGACGAGGACAUUAACGACCAGAUCCAGAACGCUGCCUUCAUGUACCCACCCCAGCCAUGGAAGGAGAUCUCUGCAGAAGCUACAGAUCUCAUUAACAACCUCCUACAAGUGAAGAUGAGGAAGCGGUACAGUGUGGACAAGUCCCUCAGCCAUCCUUGGCUACAGGACUACCAGACAUGGCUGGACCUCAGGGAGUUUGAAACACGGCGUGGCGAGCGUUACAUCACUCACGAGAGUGAUGAUGUGCGUUGGGAGGAGCAUGCAGACGAGCACAGCCUGAUCCACCCAAAACACUUCAUCAUGGCACCCAACCUGGAUGAUAUGGAAGAAGACCCCUAGUGGCCUGGAGGACAUGUUACAGGCUACAGGUGUCGUCAAGAGGAAAUCCACAGGAACCUCUGCAGGUUAUGGACCUUUGGAAGCAUUCCCUUUAAAAAUGGUUGGGAAAGGAUCAGACACCCAUGUGCAGGGGCUGUGUGACAGGGAGACAUUCUGACCCAAGACUCUAUGGUUAGACACUGCCACAGGGAACAGACAGGUGGCACUGUGGAGGCGCCUGAUUCUCUUUGACACGGCAGUGUAACCAAAAACGUUGGGUGAAGGACUUUUUUACAUUACAUUUUUUGUUUUUUUAUGUUGUAGAAUCAUUCUAUGAUGAAGCUUAAUUUCAUUGCUCCUUUAAGGAAAUGCAUCUUUAUUGCAAGGCAAAUGACAAUUAAGAAAUACAAUUUCCUCAACAUAGGGAGUGAAAGUAAGGGUAUGCUAUUCUACCUGUGAAGGGCUUACAGAGUGAGCUUAAAAGGCACUUUUUACAAGGGAUUUGUAUCCACAGAAAGAUUGGAAUGCUUAGGUAUUUGCAAACAUAACUUUGUGCUUAUACCAAUAUUGUUUUGAAAGUCCUUUGACGGUAUGAAACUGGAACUCUCAUUUGUAUGUAUAUGUUAUAUUUUACUAAUGGGGGUACAUUUGUUGCACUAUACUACCAUCCACCCUAACAAUUUGAAGUUGAAAAGAUAGCGCUGCUACAUCAGGUUCCCUGGAGAAAACUACCAAAGGACAGAAAUGGUUAACUGCAUCACAACUUGACGUUUGUGGUAAGAGCUUGAUACAGUAAUUCCUACAGUAGGUGAGUAGUAUAAAGUUUGUGAAAAGGGCUGCAAUACAAAGCCUUUAGUAGAGCACCUAUCAAAUAAGCAAGUAAAUUUAAAAUCUGAGAGACAAAAGACUGCCUCCAACUCGUUGAUAUUAUUGAUGUUCCAUUUUCCUGUUUUUUCACAGUCCAUGACCAAUAACUAAUCGUUUUUUAUAAUGACAGUCAUCAUUGUGGCUCACUCUACUUCAUUGACUAAAUGGAUUUACUACGUACAUUCCAAGCCGGGUUGAAAGCAAAACUGGUGAAGGGACUACCACACCUUCAAGGUAUUACAGUAGCUGUCUACUGUAUGUGAAAGAGGCUUGGUUGAACCAAGGCCACUCCAGGUCCUUGUAUCAGAAUAUGCCAGCUGAACAGGAGGGACUGAGAAAUGGACUUACUACGGGGUUUAUCAUGAGGGGCCAAGCCUUCAUUACAAGGGCUCCAUCAUGCCAAUACCACGCAUGGGUGCAAGGUAUACAACAUUGUUCUAUCGGUUCAUUUGAAUUUGUGAAGCAAACAGAGAGAUGAGAAACACAUUUUACUCAUUGGUGAGUGUUUGGAAAGAAUAGCCUAUUGUGAGCAUCUUUUGUGUUUUUCAAUAAAAUGUCAAUUUUCCUUAUCUUCUACUUUCAUGGAGUUGAUCUUGAAUAUCACAGUGAAUACAGCCCUAAUUCUGGAAUAUGUCAGUGCAGUGCACUGUUGGUUUCUCAAUGAACAUUCCUGUACUGCUUUAUGUCUCCUCCAAGGUUACCAAAGUAUGUUUCACCCGUAAUUACAUUUUGAUUUGACGACCAUUAACUACAUUUCAACGCCUGUGCCCAUCUCAAUCAAUCCCUAUGCCCAGAGGAAGCUGUAGCCGAAAGCCUAUGGUGUUAGUGGGCUAUUAACUGGGAGCAUAUAUCCUGGUUCAGGCUCUACUGGUCGUUAUUCUGGGAGAAUGGAGGUGGAUCUAUUUGUAUUUUCCUGUUCUUGUCUGUGUUGCCGCUGGAUUGGCAGGUGUCAGUGUUUUGUAUAUUUUAGUACAUACACAUUUAAUAAAACUCUACUUCUUUA